Messenger RNA from Helianthus annuus (common sunflower), 2177 nucleotides. RefSeq lists its product as uncharacterized. Bases 157 to 1512 code for a protein of 451 amino acids. NCBI's taxonomy places the organism in Eukaryota, Viridiplantae, Streptophyta, Magnoliopsida, Asterales, Asteraceae. The transcript is spliced from 2 exons. The record is from RefSeq and is a predicted model, not a curated record.
CAACCUAAACAUAAACAGUACGCAGUAGUCUCUUUUUACUCUUCUCACACCAUAUUCAUAUUCAUCUCUCUCUCUCACUCUUCAUGUCUCUCGUCUUCUCUCACUAGACUCCAUUCCAUAUUCUCUUCUCUAGUGAGAGCCACUUUCACAAAACAAAUGGACAAGAAACAAGGCUUUUUCUCUACUCUAAAACACGAAGUCAUUCGCGGUUUAUCACCGGUUCGGUCCAGGUCCAAAAGCCCGGCCCGAACCGGUUCUCCGAUGUCAGCACUUCUCCGUCGGAGGCCCAAACAGCUGACCAACGGAGAGCCGUUAGUCGGGAGCCUCACCGGAGAAGUGUUGGCACCGUUGUACGAAGGACCCGACCAAGACGGGUCCGAGCUUGGUGACUCGAAGCGGGUCGGGUCGGCUAUUGGACAGUGGAUGAAGGGUCAGCUUUCAAGGGCUCCAUCCAUGACUGCUACUAUGGCUUAUAAACAUAGGUCUGAUUUGAGGUUGUUGCUAGGUGUGAUGGGCGCACCAUUAGCCCCGGUGCACGUUAGCACUACUGACCCUCUGUUUCACCUCAGCAUCAAGGACACACCUAUUGAAACCUCGUCUGCUCAGUACAUACUGCAGCAGUACACAGCUGCAUCCGGAGGGCAAAAGCUACAAAACUCGAUAAAAAACGCGUACGCGAUGGGGAAAGUGAAGAUGGUAGCGUCCGAGUUCGAAACCGCAUCAAGAGUGGUCAAAAAUAAGCACGCGGCCAGAGCGGCCGACACUGGGGGAUUCGUUUUGUGGCAGAUGAAUCCGGAUAUGUGGUAUGUUGAGCUGGCGGUCGGUGGUAGCAAGGUUCACGCGGGUUGCAAUGGGGAUUUGGUUUGGAGGCACACCCCGUGGCUCGGUGCUCAUACCGCGAAAGGCCCUGUUCGACCCCUGCGUCGCGCUCUUCAGGGCCUUGACCCUAGAACCACCGCGAGUAUGUUUACCGAUGCAAAAUGCGUCGGUGAAAAGAAGAUCAAUGGUGAAGAUUGCUUCAUUCUUAAAAUAUCUGCUGACCCACAAACAUUAAAGGCUAGAAGUGAAGGUCCAGCCGAAAUCAUAAGGCAUGUUUUGUUUGGCUAUUUUAGCCAAAAAACCGGGCUUAUUGUUCACAUGGAGGAUUCACAUCUAACCCGAAUUCAAACCACUGGGGGGGAUGCGGUCUAUUGGGAGACCACAAUCAACUCCAGUAUGGAUGAUUAUCGGCCAGUGGAAGGCAUAAUGAUUGCCCACUCGGGUCACUCCGUAGUAACCCUUUUUCGAUUCGGUGAGAUGGCUAUGAGCCACACCAAAACCCGAAUGGAAGAAGCAUGGUCCAUUGAAGAAGUUGCAUUCAAUGUCCCCGGGUUGUCAAUGGACUGUUUUAUCCCUCCGGCCGACUUAAAAACCGCUUCGUUUAGCGAAACAGCCGAGCUCCCGGAGGGCGAAAGAGGGAAAUCCACGCUUAUGGUCUCCGGUCACCGAGCAAAGGUUGCAGCCCUUGUUUAACCGCAAUUGUUCAUAUAGGGUCAACGGUAGUUUCUGAUUGACUUUUAACACGUUAGUAGUUACAAUUACAAAUUAGAAGCUUUAGGGUAUUUAAGUAAUUUCACAACUUGGGUUUUCACAAGCCAAUGGGGGGCUUAGAAACUCACAUGUUAGUUAGUUAUAGAGGGUGUUUGGGGUUCCUUUUUUUGAGGAAAAAAGGACUUUCGAAGGGAAAAAAGGACUUUUGAGGGUGUUUGGCUUUCCUUUUGAAGGCAAAAGUCCUUUGCAAAAGCUAGAAGUCAUGUUUUUCUGACUUAUUUUUUCCAAAAGGACUUUUGAAAAAGUUGAAAAUAAGUUAAGCCAAACAUGCCCAUAGAUCAAAUGGAGGUUUAAUUUUAGUUCACCUUCCAUAACGUAUGGUUUUACUUAUGUUGUUUGUUUCACUUAGGUUUUUUUAUUUUUUGUUACAAUUGUUGUUGGUGUCAAAGAUCAAAGAUGAUGGUUCUUGUGAUCUAUUGUUUUGUGUUUUUUAUAACCCUACUGUAACCAAAAUGUUACUGAUGUAGGUUUACUGAAAGAAAUAUAUAUGUUUAUUAUUUAUAUUGGGAGGAAGAUUCUUUUUGGUCCCUUUACUUUUGUAAAAGUUGCAUGUUUGGAUAGAAAGUUGUUAAGAUUGUUUAACUUUU